Molecule: messenger RNA, 3947 nt
Organism: Oryctolagus cuniculus (rabbit)
Lineage: Eukaryota; Metazoa; Chordata; Mammalia; Lagomorpha; Leporidae
Source: RefSeq, a predicted model, not a curated record
AAAGCUUCACACAGAAAAGCGGCUGUGUAAGAGAGUAAGCAUCGAAAGAUGUGUAGAAGCCAAUGAAUUGGGGAAGAUUGGGAGGUUUGGAAUCCUAGGAAAGCUAUGAAGAACGAUGCAACGCGCCGGAAUUAGAGUUUGAGACUCAGCUGUGACAGCUCUGCGUUCAGGACGGGAUUUUUUUUUUUUAAUAUUAUUUUUAUAAGAACAUUUUCUAGCCGCGGGCAGCUAUGGAAAGGUGACGCAUGGAGAAAGAGAUUCCAGUUCUUCAAACAAACAAUGGCCCCAGUCUAACAGGACUGACCACUAUAGCAACUCAUCUAGUCAAGCAGGCCAACAAAGAGUAUUUGCUGGGGAGUACCGCAGAAGAGAAAGCCAUAGUUCAGCAGUGGUUGGAGUACAGGGUCACUCGAGUCGACGGACAGUCCACUAAAGAGGAUCUCCGCACCCUGCUGAAGGAUCUCAAUUCGUAUCUUGAAGACAAAGUCUACCUUACAGGACACAACUUUACCUUAGCAGAUAUCCUCCUCUACUAUGGGCUACAUCGCUUUAUAGUUGACCUGACAGUUCAAGAAAAGGAGAAAUAUCUUAACGUGUCUCGCUGGUUUUGUCACAUCCAGCAUUAUCCAGGCAUCAGGCAACAUCUGUCUAGUGUUGUCUUCAUCAAGAACAGACUCUAUACUAAUUCCCACUAGAAGCUGCCCCUACCGUCCAGAAGAGUGAUUCCAAGUGUUGUAAACGCAAGGUCUGUCCUGGAUCGGCGGACUCGUGAAUUGAUGUUGCGGUCAUUCUUUGCUGAAGUUGAUGGAGGUUUUCAAGUUUAUUCUGGUGUCUUAACAUUUUAUUCCUUCUUUAGUUUGACAUUUUGCAAUUUUUUUUAUGUAAAAAUUCAACUGCUAUCCAAGAAAGUUGAGAUCAAGUUAUAAAUAACCUUGUUUUUAUAGGUGAAAUUUAUUUUAAUAAAAGCUCCAAAUCAAUGGUUUAACCUUAAAAAAAAGACAGUCCUUACCGUGGUUGACGUAUCUGGCUAUCAAUUAACCUCUCAUGUCCAAAAGUUCCUUUUGCCCUUAUGGAUACUUAUAGUGGUUUGUUCGUUGAGAAUGAUAAAUGGUGCCAAGAAGACAGAAAGGGGAGACCAGUGGAUUUGUAUUCAGAUAUUUAUGUGAGCUAGUAAACGUGAUUGAAAAAUUUUUUGUUUCUUUCUUUCCUGUGGUGUCUUUCUUCCCAGUAUUCACUGGGGUGAAGCCAACGACUGAACUGCCCUGGAAGACACUGGAUUAAGGCACAUUCCCCUUGGGUGGAUGAUUCUUCUUCCUUGUUGGUUUAUUGGCAUGUGCCAGAAGAGAUGGGAAAGUCCGGGAUCUCACAAGUUUUGGGCUUAUAUUGAUGAGAUUUUUCUAAGCUGAAUGAUGAGAUUUUCUAAGGAUGGCUGCUGCCUGGGCACUGUGUGAAGAGACAGUUGGUUAUAGAGCCCUCCUGACUCGGCAGACUCGUCACCCGUGCUCCAGCGCUCCAGAGCUCACCCAUCCAGAUCUUCAGGGAAAUGGAGCCUUCGAGCGCUGGACUGGUUCAUGCUGCUUAAUGUUUCGGUGCUGUUGCUGAGUCUAACCAGUGUACAGCUCAAAGUCCAAGCAGAUGAGCAGUUACUAAGGAGAUACGCAGCACCUUGAGUCCUGAUUUAAUCACUUACUGGCCAAGCAGUGUACCCUGCUUUCUUAAUGUGAAAAAUAAAGUAACUCUGUAAAUUUGGAGCAUUAAAGAAGAAAAUGUGUGGGGAAAAAGCUUAACAUACGAUCCAUGGCUGUCAGAAAAGGUUAAUUUCCUUUCCCUUCUCCAGGCAAAUCAGGAUUUUGUGUUUCUUUUUACAGGGUUGGGGAACCUUUCUUCCAAGGCUAUUUGGAUAUUUACAACAUUCACGGGCCAUACAAAGUUACCAGCUUAACAAUGGCCUGCUGUAGGUUUCCUGAAUUUCCAGUCCUGUCUGCAGCUGCCUUGGCAGGGCCAGUCCAAAUGGCUUUGUGGAGCUAAUGUGGCCUGUAGGCCACAGUUCCCACCCUGGCUUCCGAGGACAUGAAGAUUCUGAGUUCCCCACUUUGCCCUUCAUGUUACUGAGUCAAGAGAGUGGCUAGGGCCUAACAGUCACGAUGCCAGUUGGAAUGCCUGUAUCCCUUAUCGGAGUGCCUCGAUUUGAGUCCUGGCUCUGUAUCCUGUUCCAGUUUCCUACUGAUGCACACCCUGAGAGACAAUGGCUUAAGUAGUUAGGCCCCUGCCACUCGCAUGGGAGUUCCCAGCUGCUGGCCUCGCCCUGACUUGGCGGCAGUUAGGACUGAGCCAGCGGAUAAGCGCUCGUUCUCAUUCGCGCACUUGCUUGCUUUCAUUCUUGUUCUCUUUCCCUCUCUGCCUCUCAAAUAAGCAAAAUAAUAAAUUUCUUUUUUAAAAAAAAGUGUGUGAGUGUUAUAUUAGAUGAGGACAGUUUUUACUUGUACAUACCGGUCUUCACAUUAGAAAUCAUAAACUUGACUCUGCAUGCUCAGAGACUGGAGGACACAGGUGAAUCUUGGAGUUGUCAUCAGGCCCCUCUGCCUUUCAGGCAAACCACUGCCCAGCUGGGUCUGUGAGCCCACCAUACGGUGUCGUGGCUUCAGAGUACCCCUCCACCAGCACUGCCUUCUCCCCGUGUACGGCAGGAGUGAAGCAGAGCAGGUAGGGUCGACAGGACAUGGGCCUUGUAGCCUUUCCAUCCCAGCCUUUGAUAGAAUGAAGUGCACAGUGUUGACAUAACAGGUGCUGCUUGGUUCUACCGUGUGUCAGGACAUCCCCCACUAACUUAGAUCCUAAAAGAUGAGGGGAUGGAGGAAGAGAAAACCCUGGCUCCUACGGUAGCCAAGGGUUAGAUGAUGUCCAACAGCACUGCCCAAAAUGUCUUCUCCAUACCUGAUGGCCUCUUCUGUGUUCAAGUUCACUGCGUGCUCAAGUCCAUCCUGACCGCUCAAGCCUGCUCCAACCCCUGAUUGUGGCAGUAGCCUCAUCAUGUUGUAAUUAAUUCACCUCUUCCACCAGACUUCUCAUUCCUUGAGAGCAGGGGAUUUUCCCUUGCAUAUCCAGUCCUCUCAAAACAAUGGGUAGCACAUAGUAGGUGCUGAAUGCCUAUUCCGUCCUUAAGUUCAGUUUAUGGGCCAGUAUUGACGUCAGAGCUCCAGUCAGUCUGCUUGACGGACCCCUCUCCGAAACCUUAUUAAGCUACAUCUGUCUUCACAUCUGGCUACCGCGGCUGGGAGAGAGGCCAAAAAUACAGUCCUUCCAUGGACACAGUGCCACCCAGAAUAAAUGCGGUGCUCUCUCAGAAUGAGAAAAGGUGAUACUAGGUAGGCACCUGGCAUCUCAGAGAGUGGAUCUUAAACAGGGAAAUACCUUCUGAAUGCCAGAGGGUCAGCUGUAAAAGAACUUAGUAAACUGUUGACAGGUCAUGAAUCACUUCACUGUUUUGGAAAAUAUUGUUUGAAAAGUGGUCAUCAAGGGUACACAGUGCCAUGAGACCAAAGGAAAGGGACAAAUCCUGGGCCCAGAAUGAUUUAUGUACUGACCGAAGCAUGGUCUCCAGCAGCUGUAAGACAGUCCUAUGGAUCUCUGUGUCACAAAGAAGAAGAAAAAGGGUUUUACAGACAAAAGUGGCCCUGUUUCGGUCCAUAAUUCAGUUUUAACUUGGACAAAUUUAUUCUAGUUAAGCCAUAAGUGUCAAUGUGUAAACUUGUUUUGAUUAAAGAAUUUUUCUAUCAAACUACUAGUAAACAACUACUUUGCCAUUUUCCAAGAAGGUGUGGAAUCUUGGAUUUGCUGCUAAGGAAACAGUUUCUUAGUUAACUGGUCAUAGAGAUUAAUCAACCCUGUAUCCCCAAACAAUUCAAACAGUAAACUCAAACUGGUAAAAAUAAAGGGAAUGUUAUUUA